Messenger RNA from Agrilus planipennis (emerald ash borer), 3384 nucleotides. Its product is annotated as Golgi-specific brefeldin A-resistance guanine nucleotide exchange factor 1. The record is from RefSeq and is a predicted model, not a curated record. The coding region runs from base 218 to 3370 and encodes 1050 amino acids. NCBI's taxonomy places the organism in Eukaryota, Metazoa, Arthropoda, Insecta, Coleoptera, Buprestidae. The transcript is spliced from 10 exons.
AAGGUUUUAGAUAGACCUUCGUAACUAGAAUUGAAAACCGUUAUAAUAUACGGGGCGUUCCACUUAAAAUAACGAAAUUGAUUACAAGAACCGGUAUAACCGGAAGUACAUAGAUCUCGUUAUUUCAGUUGAGGGGAGCAUAUUCAAUAAUGCUUUUGUACACAUUUUCAAAAUUUAAAUCGAAGUAGUUUCCAAAAUAUUCUAAUGGGUAGUCACCAUGAGACACCCCGUAUAUAGAUUCUGUUUAAUUUUAUUAAUCAAUUUUCGUAGGAACGAUGAGAUUGUAAUGCCAGCGGAACAUACAGGUUUAGUAAAAGAAAAUUACUUGUGGAAGGUAUUACUCCGACGAGGAUCCACGAAAGAAGGUGUCUAUUAUCAUACAGCCAGUGACGAUUUUGAUGAAAAUCUUUUUUCUUUAAUUUGGGGGCCCGUGGUUUCUGCUUUAUCGUUUGUGUUUAGCAAAUCUGAAGAUGUGAAUGUUUACAAACGUGCUCUGAAUGGUUUCGAAAGUUGUGCUUCAAUUUCUGCUCAUUUUACCAACACUAAAAACUUGGAUAUGCUCGUGUUAACUUUAUGUAAAUUCACAAUGCUUCACAAUACACAGCAAAAAGUUAAUCCGGUAGCUUUUGGUGCGAGUCCGAAAGCUCAAGCUGCUUUUAAGGCAGUUUUUGCCAUGGUACACCAGCACGGAGAUAAUGUCCGUGAAGGUUGGAAGCAUGUAUUGCUUCUGAUUCUUUCGUUAUAUAAUGCAAACCUUGUACCAAAGACAUUUCUCGAAGUUGAAGAUUUUACCGAGCCAGAUGGCAAAAUUUUGCUCAUUUGCGAACCGGUUCAAAUGCAGAAGCAAGAUUCGAACAUUUUCAGUUCACUCUACUCGUAUAUGGUAUCUUCGUCCUCCUCUGAAAAUCUAAACAAUAAGAUGCGAACGAUAGAAGAGCAACAGGCUGAAAAAUGUAUUGAACAGUGUAAUUUAGAUCAACUAAUUACUGAUUCGAAAUUCUUACACGAAGAAGCGCUUCAAGAACUAGUUAAAGCACUUAUAGAUCUUUCAUGGGGACCAGAUGUCGAAAAGUCCCUUGGCUGCACGUAUAACGAAAACGUGACCGUGUUUUUCCUGGAACUGUUACUAAAAGUAGUAAUUCAGAAUAGGGAUCGUGUGAUGUCGAUUUGGCAAGUGGUUCAUAAUCAUCUGUAUACUUUGAUAGUGAAUGCUUCACAUCUCGACUACCAGUUUCUUCUUGAGAGAUCGGUAGUAGGACUUUUGCGACUUGCUAUUCGGCUGAUGCGUAAUGAAGAGAUGAGUCCUGCAGUGGUGCAAUCAUUGCGAAUGCUACUCUUACUUAAAACUACGACCUUAUUCAAGAUAUCUAUACAGAUCUCGUGUGGUCUUUAUGAGUUGUUGAAAACAUCUGCACAGAAUAUACACACGAACACAGACUGGAGUAUCAUAUUCACGCUGCUAGAAUGUGUUGGAGCUGGUGCACUACCUCCCAAACCUCUUUCCGACGAAAUACUUGCCGAACAAGAGUUAAAAUUAGAAGGAAAUGGGACAGGUGAAGAAGAAGUAACUGUUUCUGAAAAGGGUUACCAAUCGGACUCAGAAGUCAUUACGCCAGUUUCAAAAGACAGCUCUAGAUCGCAAAGUCCCGUUGCUGCUGUGACCUGUACAAACCCUUCAACCCCAGUUAACACUCCUACGAAUCAUGGUGGAUGGAUUUUGUUAGGUGCAGAAGGUGAAAUUCAACCCGUCAUUGGCAGAACUCUUUCGGCAGAUCAGUAUGGUUUAGCACUGGACUGUAAUUUGGGUCUCCAUAAACCGAAAUCACUUCUUAAAUGCUGCGAAAGCCUAGCAUUUCUAGUCCGAGACGUGGCCCAUAUAACACCCUAUAAUUUCGAUAACUGUGUCCACUGUGUUCGCACAUUCGUUGAGGCCAGUUUAAAUGGUGGUAAAAUAAAAGAUUCAACUUCAACUAGAGAAUCGAGAUCAAGGAAGAUGUCAAGAACAAGAAGCAGUCAUGGAAGAAGCCCCGCCACUAGCAGUCCAGAUGAAGACGAUAGUGAAGAUGAAUAUGUUCCUAGUGGUUAUUAUCAAACUUCAAUACAGUUACUAGAUUUGAUGCACACGCUGCAUACCAGGACAGCUCAAAUAUUUAGAUGGUGGGCGGAAGAAGGAGGUGAAAUAGCCAAAGAAACAUCGUUAUGGGGUCAAGGCUGGUGCCCUCUCCUGCAAGGUAUCGCCAGAUUAUGCUGUGAUAAUAGACGUCAGGUUCGAAUGAGUGCGAUAACAUAUUUACAACGAGCUUUAUUGGUUCACGAUUUACAAACAUUGAAUGGUCCUGAAUGGGAAGCUUGUUUUCACCGGGUUUUGUUUCCACUUCUUUCUAUACUUUUAGAACCUAUUGGUCCUAAGGAUCCACAAUUUUUAGAAGAAACAAGAAUACGAGCUGCAACUCUUCUUUCAAAGGUAUUCCUUCAUCAUUUAACUCCUUUAUUGUCGUUGCCAACAUUUUCGAAUUUGUGGUUAAAUAUUCUGGAUUUUAUGGAUAAAUAUAUGCAUGCAGAUAAGAGCGAUUUAUUAUAUGAAGCAAUUCCAGAAUCACUAAAAAAUAUGCUUUUGGUUAUGGAGUCGGCAAAUGUGUUUAAAGGAAGAAAUGACUCUAGAAAUCAGCUUUGGUUCCUUACGUGGGAGAGGAUAUCAAUAUUUUUGCCAAAUUUAAAACAAGAAUUAUUCAACGAAAGAGAACAGACUUGGAACAUCGAACAGAAGAACAUGAUUGAAAACAAUUCAAUGAAUAUGCAUCCCCAAUCGACCACAAUUGUGACUCAACAUAACGUGGAAAAUGCUACCCGUUCGAGUAUAAUUCUCCAACCACCUUCUUUGGGAAAGAACGUGGCUUCGAGUUUGUUCUCACAUUUAGGACAGAUGGUUUCGACACCUAUUGUGCCACCAGAAAAGGCAGUUAGUGAAACGUCUCUUUCAUCAAAUCCUCUCAAAAGCCCAGAACAUUCUUCAAAUUUAUUGGUUUACACAUCAGCAACCGAAGAAGCCCCUCAUGUGUUUCCUGUUUUGUAUAGUUCUCCAAAAGCAGAUACUACAUCAUUAUAUGGAGAGUAUAUUAAGAACCCCUACCAUUCAGUUGAUGAAGAAAAGAUGACGAAAGAGGUUGACACUGAAGAGAAAAGCCAUAAUUUUGAACCCGGUAGUGUCAGUUUAUUAUCAAGUUAUUUCGGUACGAUUGACUCUGGAACAGAUUUUGCAUUUCCAGAAUCAAAAACAUUUCUUGGUUCUAAUGAGGUAACAGCUGAAAAUAUUAGUUUUAAUUGUGAAAAUAACAUUCCAGAAGAAAAUAUCAAAUUAGUAAUUAACUAAAGCUUUUCAAUUUA